CCCAAUAUUUAUAGGACGAAUCAUCCGCUUCCGUUCCGUGCCUCCGACCUGUGGCUCACAUCGUCACUUCGUCCUCGGCUAAAAUCAGAGAGAGACUCUUUUCUCACGGCGUAGAACCGACGGGCUUGUCGAUCUGAAAUUCCCUAGCAAGCGAAGCGUAGUCAUCUCAGUUGAAGAAAUAGGACUGGGUGUUUGAUUUACUGUUUUUGAAUCUGUGUUUGUGAAGUCAAGUUGGCUGGAGGAAUAUUGAAAGUUUUUACGAGCUUUAGGGUUAGGGUUUUCAAGGGGGGAGAAAUUGAGUUCGGCAUAAUCCAAGCAAGAUGGCUUCCGUGGAUCCUGAGAUUGCGAAGACCCAAGAAGAAAGGAAAAAGAUGGAACAACAGCUUGCGUCUCUAACUUCAGUUACUUUCGACACCGAUCUAUAUGGCGGCAACAACCCCUUUGAGGGCUACGAACAAUCGAUUCCCGUCAAUGACGAGGACUACGAGAACUUUGAUUCAAUGGAUUCGGAGGUCGCGAGAAAGUUGGCAUCGUACACAGCCCCCAAGUCCUUGCUGAAGGACAUGCCCAGGGGUGGGGAUGAGGACGCUUCCAUGGGCGGGUUCAAGAAACCUCAGAGGAUUAUUGAUAGGGAGGAUGAUUACAGGCGGAGAAGAUUGAACCGGGUUAUCUCUCCAGACCGUCAUGAUGCGUUUGCUGCCGGGGAUAAGACCCCUGACGUGUCUGUCAGGACCUAUGCUGAUGUAAUGAGGGAGGAGGCUUUGAAGAGAGCGAAGGAAGAUACUUUGAGGGCAAUUGCGAAAAAGAAGAAAGAAGAGGAGGAGAAUAAGGCUGCAGACAAGGAAAGAGAACCACCACCUGCUGCUGCGUCACUGCAACCAUCUCAGCAGCAAAAGAGGAGGAAUAGGUGGGAUCAAUCCCAGGAUGAUAACUCUGCUAAGAAAGCUAAGACUGCUUCAGAUUGGGAUUUGCCUGAUUCCACUCCUGGGAUUGGAAGGUGGGAUGCGACACCAACUCCUGGAAGAAUUGGUGAUGCAACUCCAUCCCUGUCUAGGAGGAACAGGUGGGAUGAGACCCCCACGCCUGGCCGUUUGGCUGAUUCAGAUGCAACCCCUGCAGCCGGUGGGGCUACUCCUGGUGCUACCCCAGCUGGGAUGACCUGGGAUGCCACCCCUAAAUUGGCAGGACUUGCUACUCCAACCCCAAAACGUCAGAGAUCAAGGUGGGAUGAGACUCCGGCUACAAUGGGAAGUGCCACACCAAUAGCUGGUGCUACCCCUGCUGCUGCAUAUACCCCUGGGGUGACUCCUGUAGGAGGGGUUGAACUUGCUACACCCACUCCUGGAGCUAUUAAUCUCCGUGGUGCCAUAACUCCCGAGCAGUAUAAUUUGUUGAGGUGGGAGAAGGAUAUUGAAGAAAGAAACCGCCCUUUAACAGAUGAAGAGCUGGAUGCCAUGUUCCCACAGGAGGGCUAUAAGAUUCUAGAGCCACCACCAACCUAUGUACCUAUCAGGACACCUGCUAGAAAGCUUCUCGCUACCCCAACUCCACUGGGAACACCUCUUUAUUCUAUUCCUGAGGAAAACCGUGGUCAACAAUUUGAUGUUCCAAAAGAGUUGCCAGGUGGAUUGCCAAUGAUGAAACCCGAAGAUUAUCAGUACUUUGGUGCGUUGUUGAACGAAGAAAAUGAAGAGGAGAUGUCCCCUGAAGAGCAAAAAGAGCGAAAGAUCAUGAAGCUUCUGCUCAAGGUCAAGAAUGGGACACCUCCUCAGAGGAAAACAGCUCUGAGACAGCUUACUGACAAGGCUCGAGAAUUCGGUGCUGGUCCAUUAUUUAAUCGGAUUUUGCCACUGCUUAUGCAACCCACAUUGGAGGAUCAGGAGAGACACCUUUUGGUUAAGGUAAUUGAUAGGGUGCUAUACAAGUUAGAUGAAUUAGUCCGUCCUUAUGUGCACAAAAUUCUGGUCGUGAUUGAGCCCUUGUUGAUUGAUGAAGAUUAUUAUGCUCGUGUAGAGGGUAGGGAGAUCAUUUCCAAUCUCAGCAAGGCAGCUGGUUUGGCUACUAUGAUUGCUGCUAUGCGUCCAGAUAUAGAUAACAUAGAUGAGUAUGUGAGGAACACCACUGCAAGAGCCUUUAGUGUUGUUGCUUCAGCGCUUGGCAUUCCUGCAUUGCUGCCAUUCUUGAAAGCUGUGUGUCAAAGUAAGAAAUCUUGGCAAGCUCGUCAUACUGGCAUCAAAAUUGUUCAGCAGAUAGCAAUUCUGAUUGGUUGUGCUGUUCUUCCACACUUGAGAUCUCUUGUUGAAAUCAUUGAACACGGUCUCAAUGAUGAGAACCAGAAGGUCAGAACCAUUACGGCUUUGUCUUUGGCUGCUCUUGCUGAGGCUGCUGCACCUUAUGGUAUUGAAAGCUUUGACUCAGUUCUUAAGCCAUUGUGGAAGGGUAUUAGAUCACACCGUGGGAAAGUAUUGGCCGCUUUCUUGAAGGCAAUUGGUUUCAUCAUCCCUCUGAUGGAUGCAAUAUACGCCAGUUACUAUACAAAAGAAGUGAUGAUUAUUUUAAUUCGGGAGUUUCAGUCCCCUGAUGAAGAAAUGAAGAAAAUUGUGCUGAAGGUGGUCAAGCAGUGUGUGAGCACGGAAGGUGUGGAGGCAGAUUACAUCAGAAAUGAUAUUCUUCCCGAGUUUUUCCGGAAUUUCUGGGUCAGAAGAAUGGCUUUGGAUCGCAGAAACUAUAGGCAGCUUGUGGAAACAACUGUGGAGAUUGCUAACAAGGUUGGUGUGGCAGAUAUAGUGGGAAGAAUAGUUGAGGACCUUAAAGAUGAGAGUGAGCCAUAUAGGCGUAUGGUUAUGGAGACAAUUGAGAAGGUGGUUACAAAUUUGGGUGCAUCUGACAUUGAUGCCAGAUUGGAGGAGCUUCUGAUUGAUGGCAUUCUCUAUGCCUUCCAGGAGCAAACCAGUGAUGAUGCAAAUGUGAUGCUUAAUGGGUUUGGUGCAGUUGUGAAUUCCUUGGGGCAGAGGGUGAAGCCAUAUCUUCCCCAGAUAUGUGGUACUAUAAAGUGGCGCCUGAACAACAAGAGUGCGAAAGUGAGACAGCAAGCGGCUGAUCUCAUCUCCAGGAUUGCUGUGGUCAUGAAGCAGUGCCAAGAAGAGCAGCUGAUGGGCCAUCUCGGGGUUGUCUUGUAUGAGUAUUUGGGGGAGGAGUACCCAGAAGUUUUGGGAUCAAUACUGGGAGCGCUUAAGGCAAUUGUUAACGUUAUUGGUAUGACAAAGAUGACUCCUCCAAUAAAGGAUUUGCUCCCUCGAUUAACACCCAUAUUGAAGAAUCGUCAUGAGAAAGUCCAGGAGAAUUGUAUUGACCUUGUUGGUCGAAUUGCUGAUCGUGGUGCUGAGUUUGUACCUGCAAGAGAGUGGAUGAGAAUCUGUUUUGAGCUUCUGGAGAUGCUUAAAGCACACAAGAAGGGUAUCCGAAGAGCUACUGUUAACACGUUUGGGUACAUUGCAAAAGCCAUUGGGCCACAAGAUGUCCUGGCAACAUUAUUGAACAACCUCAAGGUGCAAGAGCGUCAAAAUCGUGUCUGCACUACUGUGGCAAUUGCAAUUGUUGCAGAAACAUGUUCUCCUUUUACGGUUCUACCUGCCUUGAUGAAUGAGUAUCGUGUGCCAGAGCUUAAUGUUCAGAAUGGUGUUCUGAAGUCCCUCUCAUUUCUAUUUGAGUAUAUAGGUGAAAUGGGGAAGGACUAUAUUUAUGCAGUGACUCCAUUACUUGAGGAUGCCUUAAUGGACAGGGAUCUGGUUCAUAGACAGACUGCUGCUUCUGCUGUGAAGCACAUGGCGUUAGGAGUUGCUGGGUUAGGAUGUGAGGAUGCUUUAGUUCACUUGCUGAACUAUGUCUGGCCAAACAUUUUUGAGACAUCGCCCCAUGUUAUAAAUGCUGUUAUGGAAGCCAUUGAAGGGAUGAGGGUGGCACUGGGUGCAGCUGUAGUGCUCAACUACUGUCUUCAGGGACUAUUCCAUCCUGCUAGGAAGGUCAGGGAAGUGUACUGGAAGAUCUAUAACUCGCUGUAUAUUGGAUCUCAAGACGCACUUGUUGCUGCAUAUCCUAUGCUGGACAAUGAGGACCAUAAUGUAUACAGUAGGCCUGAGUUGAUGAUGUUUGUCUGAGUUCCAGCUUAUGUGAUGCAGGUUAAAGCUACGAAAGACUUACGUUAGAGGUAUCAAGGGCAGCUCAUGAGUUGUAGGUGGCUUUUGGAACCAAUGAGAUUCACAAAAAUGGUAAUUUGACCUCUUGUCUGAAAACUGCAAAGCAUUACUUUGUUUGGAGUUGGCUGCAGUAAAGAAUCUUGGGCACAUACGAUGUUUUAUGGUGUUAUGCUCAUGCACAACUUGGUUAUUACUGUUAUAACUAUGAUCUAGUGGUGUAUGCUUACUAGUUUGAGUGGAAUCUACUAGUAUUGUUACAGGACAGUUAGUCUGAAUGAUGAAACAUAUUUGUUUUUUUAGUAUAGGAACCAGGUUGUUUUUGGGCAAUCCAACUCUGCAGGGCACUAGAUGAUAUAAAGCAAGGCAUUUGCUGGACAUUAAUAGAGAUGGCCUUUAAAACUUUACUAGGCCCCGUUCAAAGUUUCAUUUCAGAUGCAAGUCUGGCGUUAUCAUUUCAGCUGCUUUACCUGAAAAGCUUAGGACAGUGCACUUGAAUAUGAAAUGGGUGGUUGCAUAUUUGGCCUUUCUUGGUUGAAAUCAACAGGCCCUAUUUUUGUACGUUUAUCCCCAAAAGAAUUGUAUAAUUUUAAUUGAUAUGAUGUUCUUAAUUUGCAAUUA
This is a messenger RNA of Diospyros lotus (date-plum), 4814 nucleotides long. RefSeq lists its product as uncharacterized. The coding region runs from base 321 to 4157 and encodes 1278 amino acids. The transcript is spliced from 3 exons. Gene Ontology annotation, molecular function: mRNA binding. Lineage: Eukaryota; Viridiplantae; Streptophyta; Magnoliopsida; Ericales; Ebenaceae. The record is from RefSeq and is a predicted model, not a curated record. Gene Ontology annotation, cellular component: U2-type prespliceosome; catalytic step 2 spliceosome; U12-type spliceosomal complex. Gene Ontology annotation, biological process: spliceosomal complex assembly.